GUAAUUUUAUAGUGUUAGCAUCUGGAGGGUUUAUCAUUCACAAUGGAUGCUCUGAAAAAAGACAUCAGUUCCGUCCUUCUUCCUACCAAAGAGGGCGUUCAGUCCAAGCACUUCCAAUCAGAGUUCGCUGAAUUGAUUGGAGCCCCGAUCGAUCCGAAGAAGUACGGUUUCAAUUCAGUGCAUGAGUUAAUUCGUAGCAUGCCAGAUAAAGUGCAGGUGACCAACCUUGGUCCGGGGCUUUAUCUCUACAAAGCGAAGGUGGAUUCAACCACGGCAGGAUUGUCUCAGUUGAUUGAUAGGCAAAAGGCGAAAAAGAAGAGAAGUCAAGGAGGAAGAGGAAGAGGUGGCAGGCCCGGUGGAUCUGGAGGAGGGGGACGAAAUGCAAGGUUUGGCAAUCGUAGUAGUGGAGCUCCUAAUGUGCAGCGAGUCACAAAUAGAGCACGAGGACCACCCGUAAACGUUUCGCCGAGAGAUCAAGCAGCAAAUAUGAACCGCAUGCGUGAUAAUCAAAGUGGUCAUCAAAAUAACAAUCAGUUGCGAAGUAGCCCCGGUAGCUCCAGCUCUCGUCCUCAGUCCUCUCAGAAAAAUAUGAACCAAGAUAUUCAGAACAACAAUUUAACCAACAUUGAAAACAACUUCAAGAAUAACAAUAACAUAGUCAGCAUCAGCAGCCUUAGCUUGAAUAACGACAACUUGAGAAACAGUUUCAAGGGUACUGGCUACAGCAAUGAGAGAGCUCCCAUGAAUCAAAGAUUGGGACCAUUGAAGGGCCCUGACAUUUCACAGCCUUAUCAUGAAUCGACUCGGCGUUUCAAACCAAACUCAGAUUCAUCAGGAAUUCGAGAUCUGUUUGCGACAGAAAUCAGCGCGGAGUCAGUGACCAUGAUGGAAGCCCCCAGAUUUGAUGGAAAAAACUACGGUCAUUCAAGUUAUGGCCAAUCGAGUGCGUCACAGCAGCAGCAGCAGGGCAGACGAGUCUCUUCAACGCAGUCCAACGCAGCGGAAAAUGGCAUUGCUAACACAGCUGAUUUUGAAAAUGCGCAGCAAUUGUCCAAGAAAUCCAGGCGGGUCUCGAAAUUGGCUGGACGCAAAAAAAAUCCUGUCGGAUCCAGUACUUCUCAAAAUUGGGAAGAAGAUGAUGAAGAAGAAAAGUUAAUUCGAGAGAGAAGCGCUUCUUGUUUAGCUCCGACUGAAAAAAUCCCGACUAACAUUUGCCUUAUGGAAUUGGCAAAGCAACCUGAUUUGUCGGAAAUAUGCAGGAAUUCUCCAUUUGUGCUGUCUCAUUCGGUAUCUCCCGAUGAGUUUUACUUGCAGUGUGCGGCAGAAAGAACAGAAGAGUCAAUGGAUUUGGUUUUCAUUGACCAACUUUGCACAAAAAUUAUGGAAACAAUUGGACCAGAGGUUAAAAAACUGUGUAUUAACGUCGAGAAUUGUUCGAAAUUGCAGAACAAUGAGUGUGUUAUAUUGAGUAGCCCAGCUUAUGGUGUGUGGGUGCGAGCGCAGAUUCAGCAGAAAAAACAGUUUUUGGUGGAUUUUGGACGUUUUACUGAAUCUUUUGAGCCCUGCUUCAGAAUGCCCCAGAAGCUGUAUGAUAUUCCGGCACAGGCAUAUCAAUGUCGGUUAUACGACUUGUAUCCAAUGCAGAGCUAUUGGAGCACAGAAGCAUGUGAGGCAUUUGUGCAGGAAGCUGAACUCAAUAGUUUAAUAGUACAGGUCAAGCAAUCACCUCAACUCACAAGUGCCUACAGCGUAGAUAUCUUUAUCGAUGGUGAAAACCUGGGGCAAAUCCUCUGCUCUAUCGGUUUGGCUCAACGCCAGCCGCUGGUGAGAAGAGUAAAGGCGACAAGUAAACACGAAAAGCUGCCGUUGCGAUAUAUGAAUAGAGUCCGUCUGAUUUGCUUCGAAACACCAUCAGUUGUUUACGUGACGUUGACUAGCCUGGAAGGUCAACUUGAAUCGCUCAACGAGGAAAUCCAUGAGGUGGUGUCACAAGAGUACGAUGGCAGGUCCAUUGUUCGAACUCCGAAGGUUGGAGAAUAUUAUAUCUGCCGCGAUGCCGAUUCCGAGUGCACACGAGUUAAAAUUUUAUCCAUUGACUGUGAGUCUGUUCAAGUCAACUACGAGGACUUCGGCGAGGUCAAUGUUCUUCCUGCGGACUCCAAGUUAUACCCGAUGAAGCCGAGCUUCUAUGAACUGCCUUUCCAGGCAAUUAAAGUUGUCUUGAGCGACUUUCAGAGCAUAGGCGAGAAUAAAAACGUUCUAGAACAGUUGGCUGAGAAGAUGUUGCACAAGGAGUUCUACUUGGAUGUGCUGGAUGAAGUUGAACUGGACGAUGAAACUUUGCUGGUUGAGAUCAUGAGUGUAGAAGGUGAUGUUGUUACUCCUUCGGACAUACUAACCAGUGAAUCAUCGAGUAUCAAUUGCAUCGCAGAGUCACUGUCAUCGGCUGCAGUCAGUCCUGUUUAUGGCCCCUACAGUAAUUUUAAUCUAGAACAACUCGAGGCACUGAUCAAUGACGAUGAUGAGCAUCUCCAUGAUAUCCGAAAUUUUGUGUCGGUCCCCGAAAAAGAGAAGGUGUACAUUGCCUUUCACCCGACAAUGAAGAAAUUCUGUAGAGCUAAAGUGGAACAGCAAAUUGAAAACACAUUUCUAUUGACAUUUUUUGAUUACUCGGAGUCCUUUCAUCGGGUUCUGACUAAUUACAUAAUCGAUGCGUCGAAGUAUGAGCCUAAAAUUAGCCAGGUUACAUUGUAUUGAAAUGUAUGCUGAAACUUAUUUGAAUUUGCUAUUUAUAAAUUAAGUCAAUGAAAUCUAUAAUUUUUGAUCUUGAGAAUUAUGUGUUGUCACGCGAAAAGUUGCUCGUUUAACAUAGAAAAAUUUUAAAUGAUGUUUGAGUUUGUUUUAGUAAAAGUGAUUGUUUUCCCUGACGAAUCAGGCUUCAGAGAUACUGAAAUAGUUCAUUUAGGUUCUGAAUAAAGGUUUGGGCGAGUUAGUCCACAGGUCUGCCACAUCAUCUGUUACAAUUCUAGAGAGUUAGCAAAAAUACAAAAAUAAGUGCGUGAAGAUGCAAUGCGUGCUUAAUUAUUUCUGUUUAAUGGUGUUCCGACUUUUGAGGAAAGUGACGCAAUAUAUAUGCUGGAGGUCUGAGUGGUUUUUAUUCGAACCGAUCUCGGUUUUAUAAAGAUGGCUAAUGCCCUGAGCUCAAAUCUCAAAAGUAUCUUUCGCCUAUGAUAACUUCGAUUGGAGUUAUGGGAGUUUGAAUAGCAAAU
Messenger RNA from Symsagittifera roscoffensis, 3269 nucleotides. RefSeq lists its product as uncharacterized. Lineage: Eukaryota; Metazoa; Xenacoelomorpha; Acoela; Convolutidae. The transcript has 6 exons. Gene Ontology annotation, biological process: spermatogenesis; piRNA processing; P granule organization. Bases 43 to 2757 code for a protein of 904 amino acids. The record is from RefSeq and is a predicted model, not a curated record. Gene Ontology annotation, cellular component: P granule.